AUUGAUAAAAAUAAAUUGUCACGAGUCUUCCCCCUUUUCUCCCAUUUUCUACGACACGAUCAACUGCAGAUUGCCGAAGGAUAUCGUUGCCAACUCUCUUGCCUCCACAGUCGUCUUCGCCACCCUCUCUCUCUCUCUCUCUCUCUCUCUCUCUCGCUCGCUCGCUCGCUAGUCGGUUGUAUUGCCACAUGCGCUAUCCCUGGAAAUGGCGAAGCGGCUGCUCCUCCAUCUCAGAAGUGAAGUGGGGAGCAGGGCUUACAUUCAUUAUUAAAUCAUGUAUUCAACUUGCAAGUGACCGAUAAAUUUUGACCAGGCUCGUAUUAGGUUUUGAUGAGGUCAACUGAUUCUGGUAUCCGUUCAAUGAGAAAAGAAGAAUCGUACCUACAAUAUGUAGCCGGCGUUAUAAAUCGAUGCCUUUCACAACACCCUAAAGUGGAGAGAGAGGAUAAAGUGUUCAGCUCUAAUUUGAGCAAAGCUGAAACUUCACCUGUUAUCAGGGAUGAGAAAUUGCAUGAGCCUCACAUCUAUGAUAAUGGUAGUGAUCAAUCUGACAAUUUUGCUGGAUGGAAGCAGAAACUUGAAGUUGCAUGGCUUUCCAAAGCUCUUGAGCCAGCAAUGCAGUUGUACAAGUGGGCAUCCUUGGCAGGCAGCGAUGAGAAGCAUAAUGCACCCUCAAGCAGUAGAUCAUUGUCUGAAAUUUUUACGAGUAUACAGAAAAGUAAAAUUGGCAUCCAGGAUUGGAGUUUUAGUGACUUAACAGUUGGUUUAUAUCUUAUUUAUAUCAGUCAAGCUUCAACUAAGAAGGCUGAGGAGUUUGAGGGUGUUCAAAUUUUCUCAGAUUCUAUCGUCCAAGAUCUUAUCUAUUACCUUGAGCUAGCAAAGGGGGCUUAUAAAGACAAUGCGACUGUUCUCUCACGGAUAAGCAUGCUCCAAGAAAGGAACAUUUUGAAGUUUAUUAAAGAUUCAAGCUUGCUAAGGCCAGGCUACUAUAUUGGGAUCGAUAGACGCAAUAAACUAGUUAUCUUUGGGAUACGUGGAACACAUAAUAUCUAUGACCUCAUUACUGAUAUUAUUACUUCAAGUAAUAAUGAAGUGUCAUUUGAAGGUUUCACGACACACUUUGGAACAGCUGAAGCUGCUCGUUGGUUCCUUCAUCAUGAGUUAAAAACUAUUAGAAAAUGCCUGGAAAAACACAAGGGUUACAAAUUAAGGCUAGUAGGCCAUUCCCUUGGUGGUGCAGCUGCUGCUUUAUUUGCUGUGAUCUUGCGAAAACAAUCAGCUGAUAAGUUGGGCUUUGAUCCUGACAUUGUAUCUGCAGUGGGAUUUGCAACUCCACCUUGUGUUUCAAAAGAACUAGCUGAAAGCUGUGCCAGCUAUGUUACUACAGUUGUUUUACAGGAUGAUGUGAUUCCUAGAUUAAGUGUUGUUGCAUUGGCAAAAUUGCGAAAUCAAAUUUUGGAAACUGACUGGAUGAGUGUUCUAGGUAAGGAAGAUUGGAAGGGAAUGUUUGAUUUGGUGGCAAAUGCUAAGCAAGUUGUUUCUUCUGUUCAAGAUGCCGCACGGAAGCUUACUUCUUACACCAAGUUUAGGGAUGCAUCAAUCGUUUUUGAAGCAAAACAACACAAAGAUUCAGCUACUUCAACUAAACCCGACACAGAUUCCCUAUCCAUUACAAAACUUGAGGAACAGCUUCCUGAGGAGCUUUAUGUACCUGGAACAAUUUAUUACCUUAAACGCGGUAUCAAUAAUAUCGACGGCCACAAAAGUGGAGAAUCAUAUUCGCUCUGGAAGCGGAACCCAGAUCAGGAUUUCCGCAGCAUAGCAAUAUCAGGCAAGUUUAUCUCAGAUCAUAGAUGCGAUAGUCAUUAUUAUGCAUUAAGGGAAGUGCUCAAGAGCCUGCCAAUCUCUGAAGGUGGAAGAACAGUCUCAGAUCUGAGAGAUCUGAAGACUUAGUGAUUACAUACUUAAAACUUUUGGCGUAUGGAACCUUCAAAUUAUUUCUAUCGACCAGGGUAUCGACCGAACUGAACGUGCUAGACACUUGGAUUGGCAUUCAAAGUUACUUGGAUAUACCUCAGAAUUUGUAGUAUAAUGUAAUUGGCAAAAAUAAAAAGGUGCGACCUGUCAUAUUUUUUUAUCCAUAUCUUUUUUAGUAAUAGUUGUUACAACGUGUAGCUACAAUCAUUACGUGUCAAGUAAAUUAGUAAUAUUUUUUUCCAA
Zingiber officinale is the source of this 2220-nucleotide messenger RNA. Its product is annotated as diacylglycerol lipase-beta-like. Lineage: Eukaryota; Viridiplantae; Streptophyta; Magnoliopsida; Zingiberales; Zingiberaceae. Gene Ontology annotation, biological process: lipid metabolic process. The record is from RefSeq and is a predicted model, not a curated record. The transcript has 9 exons. Bases 331 to 1953 code for a protein of 540 amino acids.